This is a messenger RNA of Rosa chinensis, 1015 nucleotides long. Its product is annotated as zinc finger BED domain-containing protein DAYSLEEPER-like. The record is from RefSeq and is a predicted model, not a curated record. Bases 250 to 813 code for a protein of 187 amino acids. The transcript has 3 exons. NCBI's taxonomy places the organism in Eukaryota, Viridiplantae, Streptophyta, Magnoliopsida, Rosales, Rosaceae. Gene Ontology annotation, molecular function: protein dimerization activity.
UUUUUAAAAAUUUUUGAUUCUUCAACAAAAACCUUGUGUGGUGUGUAUUAUCCGACAUCAUGUCGUGUUAUUCCUUGCUUAGUAAGUAUCAAUGCAGCUUUUAAUAAAUAUGCUAAAUAUUCUGUAAUUGCUGCUGCUUUGGUGGCCAUGAAGUCUAAAUUUGCUAAGUAUUGGAAAUGAUUUCCUACCGUAUUUUGUCUUGCUGCUGCUUUGGAUCCUAGAUAUAAGUUUUUUGCAAUUAGCCAAUGGAUGAAAAGUAUGGGUGUUGAAGAUUGGGAAAUUGAAAGUUCUAUCUCUAGUAUAAAGCAUCAAUUGUUUGAAUUGCACGAAGUGUAUAAGGAUAAUAUAGUGCCUGCAGUUCCAACUUCUAGUAUAAGCUCUAAUUUACCUGCAUCUUCUGCUGAUACUAUUGUUUUACCUAAUGAUGAAGAUGAGGACUUUGCUGAAGAGGUCUUAAAAAAAGCUAAAACAGCAACUUGUUGGUGGAGAUCUCAUGAAGAAGUCUAUCCAGUGCUUUCUUUGAUAGCUAGUGACCUGCUAUCGAUUCCAGCUUCAACAGUAGCAUCUGAGGCAGCUUUUAGUGCCGGUGGAAGGGUUGUAUCGGAGAAGAGAGCAAGUCUGAACCCGGACACAAUUCAAGCAUUGAUUUGCUUGAAAGAUUGGAAGUUGGCAGAAGCAAGGCAGCAAGACAAAGAGCAAGAUGAGCUCCGAGCUGAAGAGGAACAAAAUGCAAAACUAGCAGGACCGGAAUGGAUGAUUGCACUUGAACGUGCUAAUUCAAACACGGAAGGCGUCGAGUCAAUUGGAGAUUGAGGAAGAGGUUCUUUGCUUGGUUGCCAUGAAUAUGGAUAUCAGUAAGAGAUGAAGGAAAGUUUGCUAGUGUUAAAUCAAGACAUCCUUCAGUUUUUGUAUCAAAGAUAACAACUUUUUGUGAAUUGAUGAAGACUUGAUCAGUUCAUCAGUUUUUGUAUCAAACACUGCUUCACUUUUUGUACCCACAGUGAGUCAGUGGCUU